Messenger RNA from Vespa velutina, 3340 nucleotides. RefSeq names its product CD9 antigen-like. Bases 339 to 1142 code for a protein of 267 amino acids. The record is from RefSeq and is a predicted model, not a curated record. The transcript is spliced from 4 exons. Gene Ontology annotation, cellular component: membrane. NCBI's taxonomy places the organism in Eukaryota, Metazoa, Arthropoda, Insecta, Hymenoptera, Vespidae.
CAUAACGCUGUCGAUUGGCAGUCGACCGCGACGCGUUGCGUGGCGUGGAGUGUAGUUCAUAUUUUUCAUUCGCAUUUUGACCUAACCAAACGUAAAGAAACAUCAGAAAUUUUGUGAAAUUUGUUAGUAAUAACGUUUGAAAGUGUCGCUUAGUGUCGAGAAAUAUUUUAUGGUGUUCAUUUACGAUUAAGAGAGACGUACAAAAACAGUGUCAAAAACGCAAUUUUUCACUGUGUCUUUUUAACAACGAUUCUUUAACGCGCGUUUAAGAGCAAUCAAAAAGAAAAAAGGAAAAAGAAAAAGAACAGAUAAAAAAAAAGAAAGAAAAACAAGAAAACAUGGUGCUUCCCAAGUGUUACGGAUUUAUUAAAUACGCCCUCGUGUGGGUAAAUCUUGUCUUUUGGGCGGUUGGAUUAGCAGCAGUGGUCCUGGCGAUAUGGAUGUUAACCGAUCAAACCUUUCUCGUGUCCUUGGCACAAGAACAACACAAUUUCAACGCAGGCCUUUACAUCUUGCUAGCUGCUGGACUCGUCAUGCUUGUGGUAGCCUUCCUUGGAUGUUGCGGAGCCUUUCGUGAAUCUCAAUGUAUGCUCGUAGGCUUUUUCAGUUGUCUAUUGGUCGUAAUAGUUGCACAAAUUGCCGCUGGUGUUUGGCUCUAUACCAACAGUGAACGUCUCGAAGAGCUCGUAAAAUCAUCUGUAAUCAACACCGUUAAGAAGGAGUAUGGAUCCGUCGAUGUUCGUACUCAAACAGUGGAUGCCUUUCAAUCGGGUCUUGGAUGUUGUGGAGCUACAGGACCAGCUGAUUGGGCUGGCAGUACAUUUGCCAAUUUCGAUUCUUCCAUUCCUCUUAGUUUAACCGUUUCAUCAAAAUCGAACAAUGCGUACAAAGUACCGAAAUCCUGUUGCAAGGAUAAGGACAGUGUAGCUUGCGAUUUAGCUCGUAAUCUCAAAAUAGCAGAUAUAAUUAGUCCUGCUAUAUAUAACGAGGGAUGCAUAGACAAAUUGGUGGAAGCAUUGAAAAGUCAAAGUUGUAUUGUAAUCGGCGUUGCGAUAGCCGUCGGUAUCCUUGAACUUCUAGGUUUGAUAUUUGCCUUGAUUUUAUGCUGCGCAAGCGGAACGUCGGAUAGAUAUAAAGCCUAAAAUGAUCUGCGUUCUGUAUUCAGGGUCCUUCUUCGUCCAAUUUUUCCAUAUAAUAUUCAAACGCAAUAACUGAUAUCGUUGUUCUACUUUGUGCCAAGAUCGAUCGAUAUCAUUUUAUAUCAUUCUUUCUUAUUUUGUAUAAUUCUUAACGCAUAAAGAGAACCACUCGAAAGACCAAUCGAAAUAAUUUAAUGGAUUAUAAGAAAUUUCUGAGGAUAGGGAAUCGUAAAUUUAUUUACGAUAAUGCGAAGAAAUCGAUAUCAUUUUUAAUGGCACACAAUAUCAACGAUAUUCGAAUUCGUAUUGCACAAAACUUCUCCGUAUUUAUGAGAAUAUGUAUUACGAGUUUAUUUGUAUUUGUAUUUCAUGUAUUUUUUAAUUCUCUUUUUCUCCUUUUUUCUUUGUAAGAACUUCAAUGUCGUAAUUAUUUACAUUUACUUGUUUAAUAACUUUUAUGAGAUUAAAGAAUAGGUUCAAAACGACUGAAACGAUAAAAUCUCAACUGCACUGAAUCUCCGAAUUUAAUUAGAUUUACGUUGUGUGAUUUUUAAGAUCGCAUAUUUUAAUAAAUGCUCAAGAACAUAGAAAUUAUGUAAUGUUUAGAGUACCUACGCAUCGUAUGCUUUUUUCAGGCCAAAGUUAUACACCAAAAAAGAUUGGUAUCGAUUUUAAUAUAUAUAUAUAUUAUAUAUAUAUAUAUAUAUAUAUAUAUAUAUAUAUAUAUAUACACAUAUAUACACAUAUACAUAUAUACAUACAUACAUACAUACAUAUAUGCAUACAUACAUAUGUACGUACGUGCAUGUACAAACAUAUAUUUCUUAAAUGAAUAAAUAGACGAUGUGGGGCGUUGCGCGAAUCAAAGACAUUGACAGAUAUUAUUUAUUGUUGAAAUACACAUGAAAAAGUUUAAGCAAGAAUCAUGCAUGCACUGCCUUGGUGAUGAACAUGGUACAAAUACAAGCAAAUAUUUCGAUUGUCUCUUAUAGUGUGUGUGUGUGUGUGUUGUGUGUGUGUGUGCGCGUAUGCGUGCGCGCGAGAGUGCAUGUGUUUCAAAUCAAAAUAUAGACAUAGUGUAACACCCACAGAGUCUAGUCCACAGUGGUUUAAUUGUAAAUUGUUAAUGAUUAUCAAAAAAGAAAAAUAAUUUGCUUUAUUAAUAUACGUUUUUGCGCGUAACUCUUAUCGUUAACACUUUAGUAAUAAUGCUAAAUGUAUUCUCCGCUAUUGUAUAUUAUAGAAAAAAAUCAUGAUCUUAUACUUUUUUGUAGAUUCGUCAGAAAUUUAAUUAAGCGCUUAAUUUAUAUUUUUAGAACUUAAGUUAAGCAACAAGAACGUGUACUAUAUAUACCAAAACAAAAAGAAGUUUAAUAUGCAAAUAUAUUUCCAUAUAUGAUAUAUAUAUAUAUAUAUAUAUAUAUAUAUGUAUAUGUAUAUAUAUCCACAAUUGGCAAUAGUAUAAAAGAUGUAGAAAAAUAAUUCAUUUAUGUGUUCAUAAUUACGUUCAAUUUAUAUAACGAAUAACUUCACAAUCUAAACUAACAAUAAGUUACGUGUGUAUAUGCAUUAUUCAUGAACUAUUAAUUAUAUAUAUAUAUAUAUUCACGAUAGUUAAUAUUCCAAUUUUCUUUUAUAUACUCGUAAUUAUCACAGUUACUGCCAAGUUUUUAUUAUUUACCAUAAUUUUCUUCCAAUUUGUUCCAAAAAAAUUUACUCAUUGCGAGCAUAAAUACACAUUAUAAGUAUAUGUAUAGAUUAUAUGCGAUAAAAUAUUCAUAGCUUAUAAAAAAUGUUAAAUUCAUAACGAAAUAACCAUUAUAAAAUUGAUAAGCAGAGAAAUCAUAGCCGUUGUUAUUAAAAUUAUAAAUAUAAUAUAUACAAGAAUAUGUGGAGAUUUCUUUGUUCAUGCAUUUCAUUCCACUUUGAUAAUAAUAUAAGAUAGAUGUAUAUGGAUAAAUAAUAUAUGUUCUCAUCGUUUAUAUUUACUUUUUUAUAUGGAUAUAUUUAAUACUUCUCAGUAUGUAAAUACUUAUAAAAUAAUUCACGUAUGGUUACGUUAUCUUUAUACAAAUCUUUACCGAUCCAUACGAGGAAUCUUCACGAAUAUUCAUGCCUAUAUGACUCAUAUAGUGAUACAUAUGUAUGUACAAAUAAGGAACUAUACGAGUCCAAUGUCGAAUAAAUCCCGUUUACACAUC